Diversispora eburnea is the source of this 291-nucleotide messenger RNA. NCBI's taxonomy places the organism in Eukaryota, Fungi, Glomeromycota, Glomeromycetes, Diversisporales, Diversisporaceae. The record is from the annotation of a GenBank genome assembly.
AUGUUAUCCAAGAAUCUUAAAGAACUCCGAGUUCACUAUUGUCAAACUUCGCCGGCAAGUAAAGGUGUUAGAGAAUUCAUUGCCAAUAAUUAUUCUUUAAUUAAAGCUGUUAACCCAAAUUUUCCAAUUUUAAUUCGUGAGGCGAGUGGAGUUGAGGCUCGAUUUUUUGCACGAUAUGAUUAUGGAAAGGAAAAAAAGGUGGUAUUAAAUGAUUUGUCGGCUGGGGAAGUCGAAUCCAAAUUAGAAGAAUUAGUUACUAAGAAUAUUGAAGUUAAUAAAAGUACAAUAUAA